Molecule: messenger RNA, 3989 nt
Organism: Didymodactylos carnosus
Lineage: Eukaryota; Metazoa; Rotifera; Eurotatoria; Philodinida; Philodinidae
Source: the annotation of a GenBank genome assembly
AUGACAUUUAAGAGGUGGGUUACGAAAUAUAAUGAACAAUCCGGCUCAGAAGGCUCAAAGGUUAAAGAUUAUGGACAACUUCAGUUUGCCGAUAAUGAUCGAAAAUCAUGGUAUAUUCGAAUUGGACUUCCACCGGAGCAGACAGAAUUACCUAGAGAUAACACCAAUCGUGACAAGAAACCUACAGAGCACACUCAUUCCCAACCAACAGUUCCAGAUAUUCUAGUGACUUCGUCAGAACGUCCAUCAGCACCUACAAUUGUACAACUAGAACCUAUUAAUCCAACGGAACAGUCAGUUCUUCCUUGUCAAACAUCUCUCGAGCAGCCACUGAAUACUUCUAAGAGUCGAAGAUCGACAACUGGAUCAAAUGUACUUAAACCUCCGAUGUCUUUUGCUCAAACAGUCAUACAGUUUAUGAUCGACGAAUGGAAAUUACAAACACCAAGUUUAAUUAUUACAGUUACAGGGGGUGGAAAAAGUUUUAAAUUUCCAAAUCCGAAAACAUAUAAUGAUUUUCAACGUGGAUUUGUUGCUGCUGCUGUAACAACGAGCAAGUCUAAUGCCUGGAUAUUUACGAACGGUCAGAGCGCGGGUAUAGUAAAGGUGGUUGGUGAUACGAUAGCCAAAUGUCGAUUUAAAAACACAAAAACCUCAUCACAAAUACCAGUAAUUGGUUUGUUUAGUUGGAAUGUUCUACCAGAUGCUGAUCAGUUAGAACAAGCUAGACUACUGGAAAACGUGGGAAAAGAUAACACAAGAGAUGUGGCGGAUCGUGUCAUAUUAUAUCGUGCUAAAUAUCUGUCAGAAAAUGAGACGGGAGGCGGUUCAUCAUUGGAUUCAAAUCAUACACAUUUCAUUCUGUUGGACCAGAAUAACAAAGAAUGGAACAGACGUACGGGAGAGUUUCUAGCUGCGAUUGAACAGGAAGCACGAAAACAAUUUAACACGGUGCCGAUGGUUCAAAUAGUGGCCAACGGCGGUCCACUGUCUAUUCUACGUGUUUGCAGACGAAUCAGAGCCGGAAUACCACUAGUCGUUAUUAAAGAAUCUGGAAGAGUAGCAGAUAUUAUUGCUGAAGAAUACGAAAAACUUUAUGGGAAAGGACCAGUGUCAGAUGAUGAAGUGGCAGCAGCACCUGAAUUUCAGACCAGUGAAGUAAAAGCAUUCAACAAUGCCAAAACCAAGAUUUCGUUAAUGAAAGAAUCAAAAUAUUACUUGGAGAAUAAACUAUACAAUGCUGAUAAAGAAAUAUUGAAGUUUUUCACCGAUGAGACGAAAAACCCGGAAAUGACGCAAACUAUUAGACGGGAAUAUGCUGAGAUGAUUACGUCAACCAAUGCAUAUUAUCUUAUAAAAAUAUUCCAGUUCCGAACGGAACACCAUGAAUAUAAAUUAAAUGAUGCCAUGCUCGAAGUACUUCUGAGAGAAAUCGAUAGCGCAAAGCCAUCUUCGGACGCCGCUGUGACCAUUGAAAACAGUGGCCGGGCCAACGGUCUGAGAAAACAAAACUGUCGAAAUGAAGAACUCAGAUUAGCAAUGGCCUGGAAUAAAUUUGAUCUAGUUAGCAAAAGUAUACUAAAUGACAAAACAAUAGUGGAAUGGAAAGAAAAUGAAUUAGAUCAAGGACUAGCAGAUGCAUUACGUCUUAAUUCCGUACAAUUCACUGAUUUAUUAAUUAAAUAUGGUGCAUCAUAUGAUAGAGUGAGAAGACUACUGAACUUGACUCAAACUUAUUUAGUUGUGGUAACUAACAAUCAUGGUGCAAUCGAUCUUAGCAAACCAAUGAAACAUGUUAAUCGAAUUGGCAUUGCAUCCGACAAAGGCAUUUUUCAUGAUACCGCACUAGUGAAAGUCGGUGAUCACAUUUCCUUUAGCAGAACUGAUUCAGCACGCAUGAAUGGUUAUGUUAGUAAGGUUUCAAUGAAGCUGUCCAUUGGACAGCGCGUACAUGCAGAAGAAGUAAAAAUGCUAUUAUACGUUAUAUCCUCAACGGAUGAUUCGACGAAAUUUAAUAUUCUUUCUCAAUAUUCCUUGCCGUUGGCUACGUCAAAGAGUGAUGGCACCACAGAAACAAUUGAAACUCCUUAUUCAGAUGUCUACUUAGAGAAGGGACAAUUUUUGGCCAUCGGGUUCGACAGUAAUCAUCUGAGUGAAUGUCGUUGUGCUACAGCUAAUCGUGUAACAGUUGUUGCCACUCUAAAGCAUGUGAACCAAGGUUAUAAAAACCAUGAGCCUGUUGAGUUCCAAGAAAAUAACAGCAUUGACUUUAGCUUUACGUUGGUACCAGUACACGAAUUUAUCCGAAAUUUAUUUCUUUGGUCUCUAUUCACAAGUCGGUAUGAGAUGGCAACCUUCUUAUGUUCCGAAACACCGAACACAAUCACAGCAGCACUUAUGGCCUGUAAAAUAUAUCGAAAAGCUUCUAAAUUAACACAUGAUUCGGAAGCAAUUGAUGACUACGUAGAGAAAUACAAGGAGUAUGAAAUACAUGCAGCAAAAAUUAUUGAUCGAUGUUUCGAAGAGGAUGAAGAUUUUGCUUUAGAACUAUUAACAACAAAAUCACAAUUGUAUCUAGGUUAUACUCCACUUCAGUUAGCUGAAGAAAAUCGUUGUCGAAGAUUUAUCUCAACAAAAACUGUCCAAAAAUAUUUAGACCGUCAAUGGUUUGGACACUUAUUUUACAUUGGAUUCUUGGGUUUAUUCAGUUAUGUGUUAUUAGUAGAAUAUUUUCCAUUAAAUAUUUAUCCUGGUGAUACACGCAGCGGUCUCUCUCACCUUCUGAUACCGAUAACAGAAAUAAUCCUUCAUAUAUUAAUCUGGGGUUUAAUUAUUGAAGAACUUAAAGAAAUUGUUAUACAAUUCAUUGAUAAAUCCCACCUUCCUGAUAAGCGAGAAAUCCAGUCUGCGACAAACAAAGUUGUCGAUGCCUCUGCAAUAAUAUUUUAUUUGAUUGCCUUUGUACUUCGCUUUUUUGUAAACGAGCAAAUAUUUCAAGUUUCAAAGAUAUUUGUGGCUAUCGAUUUAUGUUUUUGGUAUGUGAGAUUGUUACACUUGUUUGCAGCAUUUGAACGUUUGGGAGUGAAAUUACUGAUGAUAUUUGAGACAAUGAAAGAUUUAUUAUUUUUCGUCUGUUUCGUAUUAAUAUUUAUUUUCGCUUAUUCAAUUUCUACAUUUGCAUUGGUAACAACAAGCACUCAAGUUAACUGGUAUUCAGACAUAAUGAAUGGCAAUGGCGGUGGGCCAUAUGGGAAUUAUUCCUAUACGGUAGUAGAUAACGGCUGGAAUUGGAAUAUAGUACGAAAUGUAUUUAAUUGGGGUAUAUGGAAUGUGUUCGGUCAGGUUCAGUUGAUGAAUGUAUCACAAGCAGAUAAUUCUGAAUUGUAUGGAGCAACAAAUGAUGCCUAUGGUACAACAACAUUUAUCUUAACAAUCAUGUUUGUUUUCAUAGCCAAUGUUUUGUUGUUAAAUAUAUUAAUAGCCUUUGUUACGAUUCAAAGAGUACAAGAUAGUGCACAUAGCCAAUGGGCAUAUCAACGUUUUCUACUGGUUAGUGAAUAUAAAAAAAAAUCAGCAUUUCCACCACCAUUUGGUACAAUUCUUCAUAUUUCAUUUGCUGUCAUUGCACCAUUAUUGAUAUGGCUUAAAUGGCUAACAUACGAUAGACGUAACAGUAAGUGUAUGCCCUAGUCGACUUUCUUGCGAGGGCUUUCUUGCCCAAGAUCUUGCGCAAGAAAUGUCGCAAGAUCUUGCUUUCUUGGUGCAAGAAGUCUCUUUGAUUUAUGGUGACUAUUCUUGCUCUUAUUUCUUGGUUUCUUGCAGGGAAUCAACUAUCAGCAAGAAUGGCCAAGAAACGCAAUUUUUGCUUUCUUGCAGGGAAUCACCCUAGUAGAAUCCGCGCUUCAUUGCACGUCGCGAAGCCAUAGUAAUCUUGUCACAAUCUUGCCGGUUUCCAUUCUUUAACUAGAAGAGUGAGAAACAUUUCUAAC